AGCUCCGCGCUGGUGUGUGGCGGGCGGCCGCGCCCCUGGGCUCGUCCCCGCAGGACUUGGGCUUUCGCGCCGGGAACACGCGGGCCUGUCCAUGGACCGCGCGGCCGUGGCGCGAGUGGGCGCGGUGGCGAGCGCCAGUGUGUGCGCGGUGGUGGCAGGCGUGGUGCUGGCCCAGUACAUAUUCACCUUGAAGAGAAAGACGGGCCGCAAGACCAAGAUCAUCGAGAUGAUGCCAGAAUUUCAGAAAAGCUCAGUUCGUAUCAAGAACCCUACAAGAGUAGAAGAAAUUAUCUGUGGUCUCAUUAAAGGAGGUGCUGCCAAACUUCAGAUAAUAACAGACUUUGAUAUGACACUAAGUAGGUUUUCCUACAAUGGGAAAAGAUGCCCAACAUGUCAUAAUAUCAUUGACAACUGUAAGCUUGUUACAGAUGAAUGUCGAAAAAAGUUGCUGCAGUUGAAGGAGCAGUACUAUGCUAUUGAAGUCGAUCCUGUUCUCACUGUGGAAGAGAAGUUCCCUUACAUGGUAGAGUGGUAUACUAAGUCGCACGGGCUGCUUAUUGAACAAGGCAUACCAAAAGCCAGACUUAAAGAGAUUGUGGCAGACUCUGAUGUCAUGCUCAAGGAAGGAUAUGAGAACUUCUUCGGUAAACUUCAGCAGCACAGCAUCCCUGUGUUCAUAUUUUCCGCUGGUAUCGGUGAUGUGCUUGAAGAAGUUAUCCGUCAGGCUGGAGUCUACCACUCCAAUGUCAAAGUCGUGUCUAACUUCAUGGAUUUUGAUGAAAAUGGAGUGCUGAAAGGAUUCAAAGGCGAAUUGAUUCAUGUAUUCAACAAACAUGACGGUGCCUUGAAGAAUACAGACUAUUUCAACCAACUGAAAGACAACAGCAACAUCAUUCUCCUGGGAGAUUCCCAAGGAGACCUAAGGAUGGCAGACGGCGUAGCCAACGUUGAACACAUUCUGAAAAUUGGGUAUCUGAAUGACAGGGUAGACGAGCUUUUAGAAAAAUACAUGGACUCUUAUGAUAUUGUUUUAGUAAAAGAAGAAUCCCUGGAGGUUGUCAACUCUAUUUUACAGAAGACAUUAUAAACAAGCCGUUUGUGAGAAGA
Messenger RNA from Acomys russatus (golden spiny mouse), 1107 nucleotides. It is a transcript of the gene Nt5c3a, whose product is annotated as 5'-nucleotidase, cytosolic IIIA. The record is from RefSeq and is a predicted model, not a curated record. Gene Ontology annotation, cellular component: cytoplasm. Lineage: Eukaryota; Metazoa; Chordata; Mammalia; Rodentia; Muridae. The transcript has 9 exons. The coding region runs from base 92 to 1087 and encodes 331 amino acids. Gene Ontology annotation, molecular function: 5'-nucleotidase activity; magnesium ion binding.